Messenger RNA from Aedes albopictus (Asian tiger mosquito), 5596 nucleotides. RefSeq lists its product as uncharacterized. The transcript has 15 exons. Lineage: Eukaryota; Metazoa; Arthropoda; Insecta; Diptera; Culicidae. The record is from RefSeq and is a predicted model, not a curated record. Bases 69 to 4271 code for a protein of 1400 amino acids.
AGAAAGUGAGUUUUAUUAGAGGUAAAUAUGUGAUAUAAAAUAUCGCAGCUUUUUCCAACAAUCUAGACAUGGAGGACCUGGACCAACCGUGGAUGAACGACGAUCGAGAUUACGAUGACGACGUCGUGGUUGAGCGGGAUGAGGAAGUCGAGCAGGAACCCAUCGAAGUUGUGCAGGAAGAACUAGAUGAUGAGUAUGCCCGGGAAUAUUUUCGCAAGUUUGAACCAGAUUCAGAUAACGAUAAAAACGAACGUGAGACCUCGUACAAAUCAAUCCGGGCGGUAAGGAAAUAUUGCAAAGAGAGAGGCUUACCGUACCUUCGCCACAACGGUUACCAACAACCAGCGCGGAACGUUAAAGAUGCCUGUAUGUGUUUUAAAUUUUGCUAUGCAAAGUUUAUGGAAGAUACACGAGAGAAAAUGCUAAACAAUUUGCUGGAGCUGUCUGCUGAAGGUCAAAACAUAUUCCUGAUAUGUCACAUAGAAGUCGUUCCAGCGCAUCGCCCGAAGCAUGGAAAGCAGCAGAAAUCUGUUCGCAACUACUAUUUGCCUUCCAACUCGGGAAGAGUGCGAGUAUGCAAGAUGAUGUUUGCGAACACAUUCGACCUUAGCGAUAAAAGAGUUCGAGUAUUGAAUCACAAAGCAGAAACCGGUGCCUACGAUGGUUGGCUGCGAAAAUUCCGGUCGUCGAUCCAAGAAGCUGGCAACGUUCCGUUGGAAGAACAAGAAUCGAGCCAUGAUGUAGACGAUGUUGAACUGAACUCCCCUCAAGAUCCAAUUUCGAAUGAUCAUCCUACCAAAAACCAAUCGCGUGUUGGAUCUGAUGAUGAAUCGGACGUCGAACUCGUUUCAUCGAUUGUUAAGAGCGACAAUGUUUCUGCCGAACCCAAACCACUGUUGGACGACGUGUUCUUAGACCGCUACUUCCAACAGCAGUACGAAGUUAAUUCGAUGCAGGAUGAACUCGGUAGCAGCAACACUGAAACUCCCAAUAAGGUGAAAAACACCCCGCUGGAACCAUGUUCGUGCGUUGUCUAUCAGUGUACGCAUUGGUUUACGGAAGAUUGGCGCCUGAAGAUUUACAGUCGUUACGCCAUGUUGCCUCCUGCGAAACAGGUGCAAUUCCUGCAGGAUCAUACAGAACAGAUUCCGAAAAAGCGUGCCAAAACGGACUCAUCGAGGCGCACUUACAGUCAGCUUUAUUUUAUACCAACGACAACCGGUCGAACCAGGGUUUGCAAAGUAAUGUUCCUAAACACAUUUCGGAUAAAUGAUCACAAAAUUCGAGAUUUGAACAGCAGAAAUGAAGAGACACCUGAGCAAGCAACGGAUCUGGAUCCGCAGGAAGGUGGUAAUACAUCGCGAGUGAUUAGCAAAUUUGCAUUCGAUCCAACACUGAUAGAUCCAUUAGCCCUGACGGAGGCGGAAUCUCCACCCAGAAAAAAGCGGAGAUCUUCUAAACUGAUCGAGGAAAGCCAAAGUGGUACCAAAUUAGGAAACACACUAAAGUCUACUGAAACCAUAAAACCUAAGCAACGUUCUGAAAUGGAAGUCACAAAAACUCAAAGUUCAAGUGAUGAUGAAGACGACGGUCCAUCGAAUGAUUACAAUCAACCUAAAUCACAUCAACCACCACCAGCCGAACUCGAUGACGCAUUUCUGGCUGACUAUUUUCUCAGCUAUGAGAAUAAUGACCGAACCAAAGUCAGAAAAAGUUGGCUUAACCUAAAGGUCGACGAAGCCGUUCCGUCGGCUUGUUCGUGUCAGAGGCAGUGCUACAGCAAAUUCCCAGACGAAGCGCGCAGUAAAAUAUUCUCCCGUUUCGUCAAAUUGACCCCAAUCAACCAGCAGCGGUUUCUGUACCGUCAUGUCCAAGUCCAACACAUUCCAGGCGCUGUGACAAGAAGGAAAAAAUCUUACACUUACUUUCUACCCUCCAAAACGGGACUGGUGACAGUUUGUUAUAUUAUGUUUCAAAAUGUGUACAGAGUUACCCAUAAAAAGAUGCGUGGGCUGGUAAAACGGCACUUUCUUGGAGAUGAUCCCAGUUUUAGCACACAGACGGCACAGGAGGACGGUAGCGAUCCCGGUGUCCUGGUGGAGGACGUUGUCGAAAACGAUUUCGCAGAUAUCGAUGAUGUGAGCGAUGCACAUUUGCUACUGUACCCUGAUACAACGGAUUUCAACCAAAGUGAUGAAUUCGAUGAUCUCCAGACCAGCAUCGAUGUUGGCGAUGAUGAAGUUGAAGUUAAAGAUUCUUGUGAGCUUCUCAGCAUAGAACCUCACGAUGAGUAUGAGGCGAGCAACGCUGAAGACACUGAGUUCAGUUAUGCAGCCUUAGACGGUGUCGAGCUGGUUUUCGAUGAACCGAAUUGCCCCAUGAACGAAACGGUGCCCAUCAUACCGGAGAUCGAUGACGAAUUUCUCGAUGAGUACUUUAUCCAGUUUGAGAUGAACGAUGAUGAUCAGGGAGGCCUCAGGAGAAGAAAAAUCAAACCGAUGACCAAGGGCAGUCCUUUUGACGACCACAUCGUCAUGGAGGCGUGCUCAUGCGUCCAUUUCAUGUGUUACGCCUGGUUGACGGAUGAUUUGCGGCAGAAGCUUUACGGUAGAUUUGUGCGGCUAUCCCCGUUGAGCCAAAGACUUUUCCUCAGACGCCACAUUCGAAGGGAGUGCACUAAGAGAAAAAGGGCGAUCAUGACAAGGCGAAAUUACAGCCUGUACUACUUCAUACCGACUAGGAAAAAACAAUUCCAAGUGUGCAAAGUAAUGUUCAUGAACACAUUCAAGGUGACAGAUAAAAAGUUGCGAGGCCUUCUUGGGAAUAACCAGUUUGGAGCACCGGAAGAAACAAGUUAUGAUGAGAUUGAAGUCGAUGUAGAUAUCAACUCUCUGCAUGUGCUCUCUAGUCAAGAAGAACCUCAAGAAAUAGACAUCAAGGAAGAACCAGUACACUCAAACGGUCUACACGGCAGUGAGAAUUUCGAACCGCCAUCAGAAAGUGUUACUGAUCAAGCAAUCGCAGCUCCAUCCUCAAUCCAUUGCUCGGAUGAUGAAGCUACUCUGAGCGGAAGCGAAACCGACAGAAAACAACCCACAAUUGAAAAUGAGGACGAAGACGAUAACGAAGGCGCGGUUUAUCGGAAGCAGUUUCUGGAAAUCACCAAAGAAUCCCCAUUACCGAUUUUGGACGACAAUGUGAGAAAUCCCCAGUCUGACCUGGAUCGUCCAACCGUUAGCCCAGUGGAGCUAGACGAAGCAUUCCUAAACGGAUACUUGCAAGGGCUGUUGAAUCCACCCGUUAUGCGCAAAAGAUCUAAAAAACUUCAGCAAAACACUUCGGAUCUACCCAGCACGUUGGUGCCAGCAGCUUGCUGUUGCGCUAGGCAGUGUCACCUAAAAUUUCCGUACCGGCUACGGCAGAUGAUUUUCGAUAAAUAUUUGGAACUGUCUUGCCACGAUCAAAAGCACUUUGUGAGAAGUCUCAUGGAUCUGCGUAGCACAAAGUUAACAAAGGAAGCGACGGAAUUGUGGAAGAAAGUUUAUCAUCUUCCAAGCAACACGGGGCGCGUUGUGGUGUGUCAAUCUAUGUUUCGGAAUACGUUCAAUUUGAGCCACACACAGUUACAAGUAAUUAAGAACAGCGAAUCCGAUUCCAGAGCUAAAACGAGUGAAACUGGAAGUGUCCAUGGAAUAAAUAUAAACACAGUUCAUUCAGAAGAUCCGCCUGACGAUAUGAAUAACGAGGAGCACGACUCCAACAAUAUUGUAGAUUGCACUUCUGAUGCUGAAGUCAACGACGAUCGUGACGGUUUUUCAAAACCAAUUAAUCCUUUAGAACAAGCUUGUUCUUGUUUACAAGCGUGUUCCACCAAAGUGCCGGCUCAAAUGCGCCGAGCGCUGCUGGACAAAUAUACGAUGUUGUCCAAGCGAGAUCGAAUAGAAUUUUUGAAUAGUUGCAUCAAAUGUGGAACUCCACGUCAACAGAACACCUCACAGAAAGAAUGUAGGAGAAAAUUCACCUAUGCGUAUUCCUUGCCAAACGAUGGACCACCGAUUUCGAUUUGUAAAGUUAUGUUUUGCCACGUGUUCGGCUUGACCGACAAAAAACUACGAACAAUUAGAAACAAACGGUCUAUCGAAGAUAACGUCACCCUGCAUGAUGUUUCCGAGGCAGCAAUUGGAGACGGUACAUCUGAGGAUGCAAACUUCGAAUACGAUCCAUUCGAGAUGAACUCUGAAGAGUUGAACGAAAUGAUUGUUGGAGAGUAAGGUCGCAGGAAGAACCAUUUCAACACGGCUUACCGGUUCUUCAGAAACUACUUUUUUCCGAUUUCCAAUCGGAUGUGAUAUUCCGAGUUGGCACCAAUGGUGAAAUGAUCCACGCCCACAAGCUAAUAUUGGCGACGGCCAGCAGUGUAUUCCACGCGCAGUUCAAUGGGGCUUUCGCUGAAGCGCAGCAAAACAACCUUGAAAAGCCAGUUGUAAUUGAGGACAUCGAACCGGACAUUUUUCGAGUGAUUCUACGCUACAUAUACACCGAGGAAGCUUGCCAUAGGGCAAGCAAUGUUAUGGAUGUGUUUUUUGCGGCAGAUAAGUACCUGCUAACGGGAUUGACAGAGAUUUGUGAGCAAUUUGUUGAACAAUCUAUUACUACAGAUAAUGUUCUGGAGCUUUUUAGAAACAAUUAUCGGCAUAACCGCAACAGGCACCUUCCUGAUAUCGAUAAAAUUUGUUUGAAAACCAUCCGGGAUAAUCCUAUCAAGUGUUUUCAACACCGGGAUUUCCUCAAGUUGCCCGAGGAAGCAUUGAUAAAGAUCACUGCUAGCGAACGCAUGAACUGCAGUAUGGAUCAACUUUUGGAUGCAGUUGAAAAAUGGCGCAAUGCAAAUAAAUCAGGUACCCAAUUUCAAGUUAACUUAAGUGAUAUGCAGUGCCGUGAGCUGCGUAUUACCGGUGAUCCUUUUAAUCGUUGUAUCGCUGUAUCAGAUGUCGAAUUUAAUGUGAGUAAAAGUUUGUAUUUGUAUGGAUUAGGAAUAUUUGUAGGUAUUAAGGAAAAACCUUACGAAGACUUUGUUGCAAACCGUAGCCUUACUAUAACGGUAAUUGUUGAGUCACACGAACUAUCGGUAACGAAACAAGUUGUUUCGAGAAAUGAUGUUUACGUGCAACCAAUUUUUUUUGAAAAAUUGGAGAUAAAACAAAAUUGCAAAAUUCAUAUAACAAUUGGCGGUGCACAUGAAAGAGCAACGUUUUUCGGUUUAAAAGCGUUCCAUCCAGAAGACCGUUUGGGGGAGGUAAAUCUCACAGCAUCCGAACCGGUACCAAUCAACCGCCCGAUGGGACGAGGUUACAUUUAUUCAGAACAUAAAGAACGCAUUAAUUUUGUGGAUUACUUAUUAUACGAUGUCACUGAUAGUUAGUUGUUCAAGUUACAGUGAAAUACAGAUAUAUGAGCAUGUUAAUAAAAUCUACGGGAAUCACGUGUGGUAUUGCUAAUAUUCCGAGUACACCGCACAAUGGUCGGAAAAAGAGAAAGUUCAGCCAAAACUCUUUUUAUGUGUUUAAUCGAAACUAUAGGUUGUCUAGAUAUGUUU